GCUCCAAGUCCGAGCUAGUAAAACUUCGAAAUUUGCAAAUCUCCCAAGAUAAUGUCAAUUUUCAAGCGAUGUUGAAGUAGCGGGUCCCCUGUUUUGCCGAUUUGAAAUGGAAGGAUGUGAAUAAAAUGAACCAGUACUUUCCAUCAGUGAUUCCAAGAACAAAAUUUCAUUACUACUCAGAACGUCAAAAAGAGUUUUCUGGCUACGGGAGCCAUGGAGCAUUCAAUAUUAAGACAACUGAUGAAGGAGACUGUCAGUUUGUCUUCCAAAGAGAGCAGAGAUCUGAGAGGUUUCGUCUUGUGGCUUCACAACCUGCCCUUCCACUAGGCUUGCCAAAUAAUACUUUUGUUGAAGAGAGCUGCCCUCUAUUGGGAGACUUGCAGCAGAGCAAGAAGACAUUCUCUGAUACCAUAUUCCAAAUCACUAAAGCAAUAGGCUUUCACAAAACAAAUGCAGAGAGGCGUUCGUUACUGAACCGCUACAGAGACAUAUUGCGGAAUCAUGACCCAGAGACAUUCAACAAGUCACGUGAUAUUGAUCCUGAGGCCAUCUUUCCCAAAAGAUUGGAACGCUUUGUUAGGGGCUCCUCCAGGGAUGUGUUCCUAAAGGAUCCAUAUACACCAUCUGUAAAUUACAAAUAUACUGGUGGAAGCCUUGGCAGAAGUGCCAUAUUCUCAGGAAAUGAACUGCAUAAUGUAUUAUUCCACCCCAGUGGAGCCAACAUGGAUGUUCUUACAUGUACAGAAAUGGAGGUUCUCCCUUGUGGUUCUACGAUGACACCAAACCCCACUGGAACCAUAAACUUAAAUAGUGGAAAGAUUUGUGAGAUUUCCACAGCUAGUAACACUAAACAUUAUGAUGAUAACUGUGUAAUUGCCAUCAGAACUGAACAAACUGCAAUGUUAUUAAAAUAUCAGCAAGCAAAAGCUGAUAAUCCAUUCGUGGUGCUUCAUGAAAAGCAGUGUAAAGAGGCGACAUCUAUAGCUUUGAGUCCCUACAUAGAUACAGAAUAUUUGGUUGCUACGGGAACUGGAGCUGUUGAAUUAUGGUCACUUGAUAGGAUGGAGAUGGUGUGUGAUGCUAGCUCUCCAAGGUUUCAGUGUAAGGAUGAGUGGACCCAGACUAACUUUGGAUCUCACCCAAGAUGUAUUACACUUGCUGACAGGACAGGGCUUGGAUAUAUUGACACAAGGAUAAGGGGUAAACGGGAGAUUCAAGAUAUAUUCUCAUUACCCCACAAAUGCCUUGAUACCAAAGAAAGAUUAAUGUGCAGUGCCCCCUAUACACCAGGUUCAUUCUACCACGUGGUUGCAACAGAUCAACGCCUGUUCUUGCUUGAUGAAAGAUUUCCUAACCACCCAGUGCUACAGUGGAAACAUAUGUUAUUGAAACCCCCUCAGUAUAUAGAUGUCACUACUAGUGGUUUACCCGAUUCCUCUGAUGACAUCAUCAUAGUCUCCAGCCAAGAAUGCGGGGAAAUGAUGUGCUUCCAAUGCAAUACCUCAUCAAAUGACCUUGACCUAUUCAACAUGAUGUCAGAGCCAGAUGUGUACCAUUCCACUCCCAGAAGUACUUGUACACAGUGGAGGGCCUCCCAAAUCAGUGAUUUUCCCAAAGCUUCGAGUCUUAUGGGUGUCACUGAAGAAAAUAGAAAGAUGCUAGACUUGAGACUGGGGGUGGCCAUACAAGGGAUCUGUGCAAUUAAUCUCAAAGAGGGACAUGGGUUUACAGCAAUACAGAUGUCGGCUUAUGGGGACCUGUUCUACCAGGCCUUCACUCCUGUGAUGGAUCAACGACUUGAUAAAACAUGCUCCAGUGGACCAUGUGGCUCAGAGGGCUUGAACCUAAAUGAGGAGAAUAGGAUGCAAUGUGCCCAAUGGGUGCAGCACUGCAAAACACUGGUGAGGAAUCAGCCUCAACUAGGACAUCCUUGUGAUGUGACCUCAAAUUUUAGUGCAAUCAGUACAAUACGGUACCCCCAUCUAUUGUGUGCCCUCUGCAGGGGUGACAUGCCUGCUGUUGAAUGUAAUCCAGCAGACUUUUGUGAAGCAUGUGGAUUUUCCUUGUCUAAGGGAAGACAACUCAAGAAAUCAGCUCAACAGGGUGCAGUAAUUCAUGCAAGCUCAAGUGAUAUUCAACCUGGCUUUCCCAGCAUUAUACACAGACUACCUCCAGUGAAUCCUCGACACAAUGACAGGGCCAUGAGUAAACUUAUGAUAUGCCUAUGGACAGAAGAUGAAGAUGUUGGAGAUAUUGUCAUACAGCUUGAUAAAGAACGUAAAGAACGUAAACUACAAGAAGACAAAGAGGAAACACAGAGUGUGUUAAAUGAGUCAAUUUCAUCAUCUAUUUUGGAAGAUAUAGAAGAGAUGAGUGUUCAGGAUAGUUCUUCAUAUGACCAACCCCAAAUGGAAUCUAUAUUAGAAAACAAUGACAUACCACAAAACAAUUUUGAGAUGGUAUCGACUGCUGAUGACAUUAACAAUUUUGAUAUCCCAAGUAGACAUGAAUCCUUCACACAGUUAGAAAUGCCUAGUCAGCAACCUGGACUCACAUACUCAAAUAUCAGAAAGGAUAUUGAAAAAAGGAGACAUGUGUCUACUCCGAGUCAAAGAAGCAGGUACUCAAAUAAAUCACGAAGUUCUAUGAGUGGAUUUGGAGAAACUCCCGAAAGAGUUCGUAAAUUUCUCCAAUCUCCAAGAAAGCCAUCAUUGUUUUCUUUCAUCGAUAACACUGCUGAUCAAUCCCAAAAGAAACCAUCACUUUUUUCAUUUUUAGAGAGCCCAGGGGAAGCUAUAGGAAGUGAGGAGAAGCAUGAUAAAACUUUUAAUAAUACUCAGGGACCACCAGUUAGGAGAAUUUUAGCAUCUCCAAGUAAAGGGAAGUCACCACUGAAGAAAAAACGCAAAUCCUUAAUGGGAUUUUUUUAACACAAUGCAGGGGUGAAGUUAUCAUUAUUAUGUCACCACCACAAG
This is a messenger RNA of Owenia fusiformis, 2975 nucleotides long. NCBI's taxonomy places the organism in Eukaryota, Metazoa, Annelida, Polychaeta, Sabellida, Oweniidae. The record is from the annotation of a GenBank genome assembly.